UGGGAUAGCUGGAGGCCCAACAACAGUAGAUGGUGACAUCCAUAACUAUGUAUACCCUUUCUGUUUGUGUACCUUCACACUGGCUAGGUGUAGGCCAGGGAGCAUGCCCUUAGAAGGAGUUGAUUCUAUGUUUGCUAUUCAGAAAGAGUGUGUUUGUUAAAACCACCAGCCUACAGGUUUGAUUUUGCUGAAAAUUCUCUGCCUGACCUUGGGCAAUCAGUCACUAACUGGACCUCAGGGUGAACAACCAAUCCAGUUUGCCAGGGACUGAGUGGUUUCCUGGGACAUGGGACCUUCACUGCUAAAACCAGGAUACUCCAUCAUCCUAGCUCAGUUCCAUAUCCGUAAAAACGAGAUUGGAUUGGACUAGAAAGGGGUGGGAAAGUCUGCCAAAUCCUGCAUUCAGGCAGACAUUGCCAACUGCCCUUGGCACUAAUUCCUGUGAGCUUAAGUGUAUCCUCACAAUCCUUUGCAAUAAGGCCAGCUACUGUCAAUCAGAGUUGGCACCUAUUUGUCAUACUUGGACUGAGUUUUUGACAAGCUGAGAUUUUAAGGAUCAGAAUUUAUUGAAGACCAACUUUGAGUCAAGCUCUGCCAUAAAUCCCAUAUCAGGCUCUCUCCAGCUUGGGCUAAAUGACUUCCCUAGAACUUGCAGAUCUUGUUUUUUAGAAUUUGCACAUUUGUGUAAAUAUAUGAACUGGUAUUGGGUUAUAUAAGUCAGCUUGUUCUUUAGAAACUUAAAUUUAUUGAGUGCUCAUCAUGUGCUAGAAUUACAUAAAGGCUCUCAUGCUAACACCGCGAGCUUGUGAGUGCCUGCAUUUUGGAAAAAAGCAAACUGAGGCUUAGCGCGGUCCAGUGCCUAUCUAAGGGCCUCAGCCAGCAGGCAGGGGAGUUGAGUAAGAUCCCAUUCGAGGCCCUUCUGACUCCAACAGCUCCGACCUUUCCACCAUGAUGCGGAUUCAGAUGGAUUCUUUGGUCUUUUUCCACCUUUAGUCUUUGAUGUGCAUAGCCUACACCCCUCCCGGUCGGUUCUCGGACGCAAAGUCUCCAAGGACUUAAGUUUCCUCGCGUUCACGUGACAUUCUGGGGUUACUCCGCGCUGCUGUGGAGCCCAAAAGUUCCAGUGGAAAGGAAGAACCCGCACGGGCCGCUCCCUGUCUCCAAGAACCGGGCAGAUCCCCACCGGACGAUUCCAUACCAAGUGGCCCGCGGGCGGUCCAGGGGAAGAGGGCCGCGCCGCGGGAGGAGCUCCGCUUCGCUGCAGCCCAGCGGCGCCGAGGACAGACGGGCAGCGCAUGCGCGGCGCGGAGUUGUGAAUGGUGCGUUUUGUUUGCUGGAGUUUGGGGCGGGCGGGCGCGCGAGGAGGAGGGGUGGGGCCGACGGGGGCGGGUCGGGCGGGCUAGCGAGGUGGGCGGUGAGAGGAAGUGGCGGCGGCGGCGGCGGCGGCGGCCGGAGGCGGCGAGUACUGGGUCCGCGCGGGCGGUAGGCAACGGCUGAGGCGGCGGCGGCGGCGGCGGCGGCGGCGGCGUGGGCUGGGCUCGAGCGGGCGGCGGCACCUCAGACUCCCGGCGCGGGAGCCCACGCGGGCGGGCGCCUGAAACAAAGAGAAGCGAGAGUCAGGGCGCCGCGGGUGCGCGGUCAGUCGGUCAGCGCAGAGCCGGCCAGCGGGUGCCCGCGGAAGCCCGGAGCCCGGCCGGCCGGCGCAGCCUCAGGGCGGGAAGAUGCCGCGCGUCGUGCCCGACCAGAGAAGCAAGUUCGAGAACGAGGAGUUCUUCAGGAAGCUGAGCCGCGAAUGUGAGAUUAAGUACACGGGCUUCAGGGACCGGCCCCACGAGGAGCGCCAGGCGCGCUUCCAGAACGCCUGCCGCGACGGCCGCUCGGAAAUCGCUUUUGUGGCCACAGGAACCAAUCUGUCUCUCCAGUUUUUUCCGGCCAGCUGGCAGGGAGAACAGCGACAAACACCUAGCCGAGAGUAUGUCGACUUAGAAAGAGAAGCAGGCAAGGUAUAUUUGAAGGCUCCCAUGAUUCUGAAUGGAGUCUGUGUUAUCUGGAAAGGUUGGAUUGAUCUCCAGAGACUGGAUGGUAUGGGCUGCCUGGAGUUUGAUGAGGAGCGAGCCCAGCAGGAGGAUGCAUUAGCACAACAGGCCUUUGAAGAGGCCCGGAGAAGGACACGUGAAUUUGAAGAUAGAGACAGGUCUCAUCGGGAGGAAAUGGAGGUGAGAGUUUCACAGCUGCUGGCAGUAACUGGCAAGAAGACAACAAGACCCUAGUCCUGGAUCCAGUUUAGGUGGUGGUGAUGACCUCAAACUUCGCUAAUUAGUGGCACAAAAGAUGUGCGCCCCCAUCUUUACAUAUUCAUUUCUAGUCUGCAGAAAUAAUUGAUUAAAAGACCAGAAACUGUGAUAACUGGAGGUACUACGGUCUAUUUCUCAACCUUAGGCAGUAACAAGACAUCACAACUUCCAUGGUUUUGCACUAUGAUAUAAUACCUGCAUUUCUAAUUUUGUAUGCAUGUAGCCAGUAAUUAUUUGAAAUUUUCUUCUAUGCAAGCUUACCUUGUUGACAUUAUUUUAGUGAGUUGAAACUAUCCACUUAUAAAGCUCUUUUUUUCCACCAUUUUAAUUUAAAAGUUCAUGUCAUUUUAAAACAGGUCAAGAAAUUAAAAUUUUUAUCAGAGGGUUUUUUCCCCUAAUAAGUUGCCCUAUUUUUUUUUAAUUUUAGAUGUGUUGGUUAUACAGCUUCAUUUUAGAUUAAUGUUCUUGGUUUUUUUGUUUUGUUUCCCGUUUCCUUCUGUGUUUUUAUAGUCUAUGGCAUUUUAAAACUGCUGAUGGUUUGCAUUAUUUACAAGCUAAACACCUAGUAGCAUAGAGCUGUCUGCCACACGUUCUAACACAAAGUUUACAGUUGUUAAAGUUGCAGUAUCCUUUUAAAUGUUGAUAAUCAGCUCCUUUUCUUUCCUUUUUAAACAGAAAAAAUUUUAAUUGGUAUUAACUCUGGUCUGCCCCAGAUCUGUUUUAGAUUCUGUUUUGUAUUCAUGAGUUUGUGUGGAGAUAUUCUCCAUAGAUGAUAAUAUUCUACUGAAAUGCCUAAAGAAGUCACAGGCUGGCUUCUGUUUUAUUCAGGGAUUUUUUUUUUUUAAGUCAAUCAGAAAAGGGAUACUGGAGCUUCUUCAUGUAUGUAACAGCAUAUUAAACUGGAGACAGUGAUGAAUCAGCUACAAAGGUAAUGUUGUAUUAAAAUCAUGUUUAAGAUAGCUGCUUUUAUGUGUAUUUUAUAAUGCAUGCUUUUGUAAAAACAGUUCUGGGUGAUGAAAGAUUAGUCUUAGAAAAUGUACAUCUGUGCAGGGGAUACAUUUUCUUCCAUUAAUUAUUCUGGAAAAAAAUUCACAGGUUAUAUAUAUGGUAUUUUCCAAAAGGACUAUUAUAGAACCUUUUGAGAUGAAUUAGUAUAAGAAUAUUUUUUAAAUAGGCUCACUAUCAAAUUGAUUGCAACUUUUUUUUUUUUUAAAUACAAGACUGGAAAAAAGUGCUAAGUCAUUUGGCACCUCCUUACAAAUAUUUUUCAUGGUCACAUUCAUUAAAUGUUACUACAUUUCUGAAUUUUUGCAAAAAUGUAUUUUAUCAAAAUAGAAUGGCAUUAUUUUAAAGAGUUGGAAAAACUGACAUGGUCAAUUCAGAAAAUGAACUGAAGUCUGAAUAAGGUCAUUGCAUUUAAAACAUAUAUGUAUACUUGACUGAUGAGGGAGGUGUGACUUUCAUUGUAUAUAGGUCUUAUAAUUCAUAAACAUAUCCUGUAUCUCAGAAGAAAAAUAUUUGUUAUAUAUUUGAAGUCAUGCAUGGUAAAGGAGUAUGUUUAAAUUGUUAUAAACAAUAAUGCAUCAUAAAAGACCAUGCUGAUCUUGUGUAACUAAGUACUAUGAAUGAAUUUGGUUGGUAUUUGGUGUUGUGCAGCUCACAUGUUUACACACUCAGUGCCCUAAUUUCCCCUGAGGGAAUCACCUU
Messenger RNA from Kogia breviceps (pygmy sperm whale), 4001 nucleotides. It is a transcript of the gene CBFB, whose product is annotated as core-binding factor subunit beta. The record is from RefSeq and is a predicted model, not a curated record. Gene Ontology annotation, cellular component: nucleus; core-binding factor complex; endoplasmic reticulum. Gene Ontology annotation, molecular function: Wnt-protein binding; sequence-specific DNA binding; palmitoleoyltransferase activity. Gene Ontology annotation, biological process: protein palmitoylation; Wnt protein secretion; lipid modification. Lineage: Eukaryota; Metazoa; Chordata; Mammalia; Artiodactyla; Physeteridae.